Messenger RNA from Gastrolobium bilobum, 1635 nucleotides. RefSeq names its product L-ascorbate oxidase homolog. The transcript has 2 exons. NCBI's taxonomy places the organism in Eukaryota, Viridiplantae, Streptophyta, Magnoliopsida, Fabales, Fabaceae. Bases 1 to 1635 code for a protein of 544 amino acids. The record is from RefSeq and is a predicted model, not a curated record. Gene Ontology annotation, molecular function: copper ion binding; oxidoreductase activity.
AUGAAUCGUGGGGCGAUGUAUUUAUUGAUGCUUUGCCUCCUAGCUGGAGCGGUAAGGGGUGAAGACCCUUAUCUUUUCUUCACAUGGAACGUUACAUAUGGGACCAUUGCUCCUCUUGGUAUCCCGCAACAAGGAAUUCUCAUCAACGGUCAAUUCCCGGGACCAGAAAUCAACUCCACUAGCAACAACAACGUUGUUGUUAACGUUUUCAACAACCUAGACGAGCCACUUCUUUUCACAUGGAGUGGGGUCCAACAAAGGAAAAACUCAUGGCAAGAUGGUACAUUGGGAACACAAUGUCCCAUUGCCCCUGGCACUAACUACACUUACCACUUCCAAGUGAAGGACCAGAUUGGAAGCUACUUCUAUUACCCAACCACAGGGUUACAUAGAUCCGCUGGUGGCUUCGGUGGUCUUAAAAUCAAUAGCAGGUUGUUGAUUCCUGUCCCUUAUGCUGAUCCCGCUGAUGAAUAUUGGGUUCUCGCCGGUGAUUGGUACGCUAAAAGCCACACCAUUUUGAAGAAGUUUUUGGACAGUGGUCGUUCUCUUGGAAGACCUGAAGGUGUUCACAUUAACGGUAAAAACGGUGCGUCGGAACCGCUUUACACAAUGGAGCCUGGUAAGACUUAUAAAUACAGAAUCUGCAACGUUGGUCUUAAGGACUCACUUAACUUCAGGAUUCAAGGACACCCCAUGAAGCUUGUUGAGAUGGAAGGGUCCCACACCGUUCAGAAUGACUAUGACUCUCUUGAUGUCCACGUGGGACAAUGCUUCUCUGUCCUCGUAACCGCCGACAAGGAGCCAAAGGAUUAUCACAUGGUCGCCUCCACGCGCUUCACCAAGAAGGUUCUCACCGCCACCGGUUUAAUCCGUUACACUAACGGCGUUGGUUCUGCUUCCAAUGUGCUCCCUCCCGCACCUGUUGGUUGGGCUUGGUCUUUGAACCAAUUCAGGUCAUUCCGUUGGAACCUAACCGCUAGUGCUGCAAGGCCUAACCCUCAGGGCUCUUACCAUUACGGUCAGAUUAACAUCACCCGGACCAUUAAGCUUGUUAACACUGUUAGCAAGGUUCAGGGAAAGCUCCGUUAUGCCCUUAACGGUGUUUCUCAUGUUGACCCCGAAACACCUCUUAAGCUCGCUGAGUACUUCGGAGUUUCCGAGAAGGUUUUCAAGUACAACAUCAUAUCUGAUGAACCACCAGCCACUGUCGGUGAAGCCACCUUGGCACCCAAUGUUGUCAACGCCACUUUCCGCAACUUCAUUGAGGUCAUCUUUGAGAACCCUACCAAGGUCAUUCAGUCAUAUAACUUGGAUGGUUACUCUUUCUUCGCCGUCGCCAUUGAGCCAGGGAAAUGGACACCAGAGAAGAGAAAGAACUACAACCUUCUUGAUGCUGUGAGCAGACACACCAUUCAGGUGUACCCGAAAUCAUGGGCAGCAAUAAUGCUAACGUUCGACAACGCCGGGAUGUGGAACUUGAGGUCGGCGAACGCGGAGAACCGCUACCUUGGACAGCAAAUGUACAUUAGUGUGACGUCUCCUGAACGUUCUCUGAGGGAUGAGUACAACCUUCCAGAAACCCAGCUUCUUUGCGGAAUCGUUAAGGAUUUGCCAAUGCCAGCACCAUACUCUUAA